CAUAAACUGACAAAUUGUGGCGAAGAGUUCUAUGUUACGGCCACGAAUGCAGCAAAAGUUUUUUAGCUCGCUCGUCUAGGACUUUAAUAUUUUCCAAGAAAAUUCUCAUUAAUAUUUAAUAAUCAUUUGCUCAAAUUUUUAAUACUGUAAGACAAGACAUUUCUUACUAAUCAACAUCAAAAAAAUUAGGAUAUAUGAAAAGACAAAGAAAAAAUUCUGAUUCUAAAGAGGGCAAAAUGGGUGAAACUCUUGUUGCAAGAUCUGUUAAAAUCUUCUCUGUUGUCUGUGCUUAUUGGACUGUUUCCAUUUCAUUGGUAUUUUUGAACAAGUACUUACUUAGUAGCAAGGAUCUAAAGCUUGAUGCUCCUUUGUUUAUAACAUGGUAUCAAUGUGUCACAUCUGUUGUGGUGUUGUUUUUCCUCAGCUUGCUUGGUGAUAAAUACCCUAAAAUUGACAAGUUUCCAGCUUUUCGUAUUGAUCUAAAUAUUUCUAAACAGGUGUUACCACUAUCUAUUGUUUUUGUUGGGAUGAUUACAGCUAACAAUCUAUGUUUAAAGUACCUUGAUGUAGCCUUUUACAAUGUAGCAAGAGCUUUAACUACAUUUUUCAAUGUGGUUUUCUCGUAUUUCAUUUUGGGUCAAUCAACAUCUAUGCGUGCAAUAUUAUGCUGUGGUCUCAUUAUCUUGGGUUUUUCACUUGGGGUUCGUGAAGAGGGAAACAUUGGAGAAUUAUCUUAUAAAGGUGUUAUGUUUGGUGUGAUUGGCUCCUUAUUUGUUUGUUUAAAUGCAAUCUACACAAAGAGAUGUAUGCCAGCGGUUGAUGGUAACAUUUGGAGAUUACAACUCUACAACAACGUAAAUGCUGUGUUCUUGUUCUUGCCAUUGAUUUUGUUAAAUGCAGAACAUAGUAUAAUUGCUAGUUUUACACAUCUUUCUGAUCUGUAUUUUUGGGUGAUGAUGACUUUAUCUGGUGUUUUUGGUAUUGGAAUUGGAUAUGUGACUGGACUUCAAAUCAAGGUGACAUCACCACUCACACACAACAUUAGUGGUACCGCCAAAGCAUGUGUGCAAACGGUUAUUGCGGUUUGGCUAGCAGCUAGCAACAAAUCUGCAUUGUGGUGGAGUUGCAAUUUCAUGGUUUUGGGUGGAUCUGGUUUAUACACUUACGUGAAACAUGCAGAUAUGAAAAAGAAAAUGGAAGAUGAAUUGCGAGCACGUGCUAUGGAUGAAGAGCAAAAACUGAUAGAUAAAAAUAAUAUUGUUUAAAAUGACAGUCCUGUCAAUUUCAAUCUAAUCAUGAUUUGUUAUGUUUAUAACUCCUGUAGUUAUUUUGCAGUUUAUAAGUAUUAACUAUGUUUACACUAUAAAGAUUCAAUGGAAGUAUCUAGAUUUAAACGAAAACGAAUGCAGAAAAUGUUUUUUCUAAAACUUUUCUAUCGUUAUUUUUUUAUCGUUUUGAUGCCAAAUCUGUACAACUUUGCAAAAUCUUUUGUAAAAACAAUCCAUAUAAAUUUUAAUUUAAGUAACUUUACUCAUGAAUCUGGAUAAAUUUGCUUGUUUAAACAGAGCGGCAUUCAAUUUUUUUAUUUACCAUAAUUGCGAAUAAUGUUGUCCUUGGCUGUUUGUCCUUCUUACCUUGAAAUGCUGCUUAAAAAGACAGAUAUAUGUGUCACUAAUUAAAAACGUAGUCAAGAAGACUGUAAAACAAUAAAAGUAGGUUUGAUGUAACUUUGGGCCUUUUUAUAUGAGACCGGGAAACUCGGUCCACAGAGAUAUCCCGCAUGACCGAGAUUUUGGAUAUUUGGAAAAGACCGCUAAAAAUUGAAAUUGUGUUUAUAUGGUGCAUAUUCAUCUCGCCCGGGCAAGUGAGCCGGGAUCUCGGUCAAACAGGAUGGAUAUUUGUCCAUGUAAGCAGAAAAACCAAGUGUCAAAGUACGAAAAAGUUUAUGUAACCUUAGAGGAGUAAUCUAUAUUAUAAUACCCGUAUACGUCUGUCCGUCCGUCUGUCUGUCACGCAAAAUGGUAGCUUAGCUGCACAAGUAGCGAGACGCUCGCAAUAUGCGGUAUAACAAUGAUGGGCGAACCCAUAGAUUUUUCCACAGCCUAACUACUAGUUAUCACUAUUACUACAUAUCAAUGGACAUAUUUGUUUUUGUAUCAUAGUGUAUUUGUAAUAAAAGACAGCAAAACCAUGAAACAUGCUCUUAAACACAAGGUUUCACUAAAAUUAUAAUUGAGAAUGAUCUAAGAUCAACUUUUAAUCUUGUUUCAAGUGUGUGGAAGAUUUUAAUGAAUAAUAUAUAAAUUGGUCAGAAAUGAUGGAAUACUGGAAUUUUCAAGAAAUUUGAGAAAUAAUUAAUUGUGAUAACACAGUUGUUUCAAGCCUUAACAAUAUCGCUAUCUUCUUUUUUCUGAUAAUGGAAGCAAUAUUUGCUUGCAUAUUCACCCCUCCACUUUUAAUUUCCCGCUAAUUAUUCUUCAUAUAAACCUGGGAUGGAAAAUGACAAAUUUACAUAUAAACUUUAGUUGAUAUUAGCCCGCUCUACCGGGAAACGUGAUGGGCGAGUUUCCCAGUUCUCAUAUAAAAAGGCCCUUAUUGUGUUGAUAGUUUGAAUGUGACAGUCACAUUAACACCUAAUAUAAUAAUUUUUAUUCUGCACAAGAAACUUUUUUAGUAUGGGAAAAAAUUAGAAUUUUUUUUGUAGGGAGUCUGGUUGUGUUUAGUAUUAUUUAUUUUCAUGUUUAGGAUUUGCCAGUUGUUUAUAUUUAUUAAACUUGUUCAUGUUUAUUAGCUACGUUUCACACACAUAUUUACGUUUGUUUUCAUAGCUUUCAUGUUUGUAUUUUGUGCCAGUAGGAUUUUUGAGCACUUUUCACUUAAACAUAUAUAAUUUUUUUUUACAGACUGACCUUUUGAGGUCUUAUUGCACAUAGUGAAUUAAGCUAUGAGUAAAGUAAAAAAGUUUUGUCAUCCAAGGGUUGAUUGAAAAUGCAUUUAGUUCAUUCAAUAAUUCCAAGAAAAUGAUGUAUGAGAGAAGAGUUGUUGAACUCUUAAAACCUUUCCUUCCUUUUUAUAAAUUAAUUCAACACGUAAUUGACUUUUUGAUUGUUGCAAACUAUUUAUUUUUAUGUAGUCAAAUAUAUCUAUGCAAUAACACUU
Molecule: messenger RNA, 3159 nt
Organism: Hydractinia symbiolongicarpus
Lineage: Eukaryota; Metazoa; Cnidaria; Hydrozoa; Anthoathecata; Hydractiniidae
Product: GDP-fucose transporter 1-like
Exons: 6
Coding region: 195-1265 (356 amino acids)
Biological process (GO): protein O-linked glycosylation via fucose; GDP-fucose import into Golgi lumen
Cellular component (GO): Golgi apparatus
Molecular function (GO): antiporter activity
Source: RefSeq, a predicted model, not a curated record